Messenger RNA from Medicago truncatula (barrel medic), 3471 nucleotides. Its product is annotated as probable disease resistance protein At1g61300. NCBI's taxonomy places the organism in Eukaryota, Viridiplantae, Streptophyta, Magnoliopsida, Fabales, Fabaceae. The record is from RefSeq and is a predicted model, not a curated record. The transcript is spliced from 5 exons. Gene Ontology annotation, molecular function: ADP binding. The coding region runs from base 271 to 3345 and encodes 1024 amino acids.
UGAGAUAUGCUCACGAGGACAUCCAAUUAACAAUUUUAAUUAUCCAUAAACAUACAUAAUUGACCAUUUACAUGUAGAAAAUACUAGGGAUAGAUGAUUUGUGGGUCCACGGCUGCUCACUCCCUUUAAAAUCCAAUCGUUGAGAGCCUCUCAUACUUCAUCUUUGUAUUUUUGAUAUAUCAUCAUCAAUUCACAAAUCCCAUUUCUAUCAUCCCUUCACCUUUGUUGUUGCUCCUUUGGCAGGAUCUCCUUUUUGGAAAGAAAUUGAUAAUGGGUAGGAAAAAAAACGAGGACUGCCGGAAACACGUUACAGAAGGAGUAGAAAAUGGUCAUAAUUAUUGGAUAUGCAAUUAUUGUAAUGAGAAGUAUAGUGGAGGAGCUUCUAGAAUUGAAGCACAUCUGGGUUUGAAUGGCAAAGGAGGAGGCAUUAAGCCAUGCUCCAAAUAUCAUGAAGGAGUUUACAACAACAUGGCAUCCACUUCAAGUAAUCCACCACUUCAAGUGGCUGAAGGUGUUCCACAAGUGAUUGGCACUCAUACCAGAAGCUCGGUUAACCAUCCAAAUAAUGCUGAAAUCAUGAAUUUAUUUCAAGUGGUUGAAGGUGUUCCACAAGUGAUUGGCACUCAUAUAAGAAGUUUACUUAACCAUCAAAAUAAUGCUGAAAUCAUGAAUUUAUCUGAAGGUAUGAACAGUAGCGGUUGCAACAUAAGUGUUUAUGAGAGUGAGAUUAAUCAAUUAAAACAAUUGGUUAUUGAUUUGGAACGUGAUGAAAACGAUAUUGCAAAACAACUGCAAUCGUUGGAGUCUCGGGGCAAAAAACGCAAACCAGAAGUUGAUGAGUGGUUGGAAGAAUUACUAAAUUUGAAAGAAAGUGCAAAUGAGAUGAAUAGCUCAGAUGACAUUCAUGAGAUAAAUCAUUUCAUCGACAAUAUGAAACGACACAAGAAAAAGAAGCCUUUCACUUUGUCAACUGAAUUUGUCGGGGGGAGAUUAGAUGAAAAAAUCCAUAAAGUGUUGAAACAACUUGACGAUGAUAAAGUCUUUGUCAUUGGCAUAUAUGGAAUGGGAGGAGUAGGAAAAACUUUACAUGCAACUCUCGUGGAGAAUGAAGUAAAAAGGAAAGCAACUUUUAAGCAUGUGUUUUGGGUCACUGUUUCUCACAAUUAUAGCAUCUUAAAACUGCAACAUAAUAUAGCAAAAAGAAUAGGCUUGAAGCUUGAUGAAGAUGAUGAAAAAGUUAGAGCUGACAACUUAUCUUUGGCAUUGGAGAAAAAGGGAAAAUCAAUUCUUAUUUUGGAUGAUGUUUGGAAAUAUAUUGAUUUGAAGGAGGUGGGAAUUCAUCCAAAAGUAAAUGGCAUUAAAGUGAUUCUAACAACUCGUUUGAAACAUGUAUGUCACCAGAUGGAUUGCCAGCCAUGUGCUAUACUACAAAUAGAUCCUCUUGAUGGCCACAAUGAAGAUUGGGAGUUGUUUAUGCUAAAACUCGGACAUGAUGGAACACCUAAGAUAUUUCCAAAUGAAAUAGAAAAGAUUGCGAGAUGUAUUGUAGAGAGAUUUAAGGGUUUACCGCUUGCAAUCAAUGUUAUGGCUAGAACCAUGAAAGGGGUUGAUGACUUUCAUCAAUGGAAACAUGCACUAAAUAAACUUAGAAAAUUGGAAAUGGGGCAAGAGGUGGAAGAAGAAAUCUUCAAAGUAUUAAAACGUAGUUUUGAUAAUUUAAUGGAAAAGAACCUGCAAAAUUGUUUUUUGUAUUGUGCAUUAUUAUCAACUGGUACUUUAAUUGAAAAAGAUGAGUUGAUCAUGAAGUUAGUUGACAAUGGGCAAAUAAAUGGGAGUAUGUGUUUGGAAGAAAUAUUUGUUGAAGGGAAUACCAUAUUGAAUAAGCUUGAAUCCCAUUCUUUGAUUAGUUUAUAUGGUGAUUCUGUAGCCACACAUCAAAUGGUGAGAAAUAUGGCCUGUUAUAUAUUGAAACAGAGUAAGAGGGAUGCUAUAGUGAAGUUCAAAGACUGUGUGACCGAGAUACCUCUUUCACAUGAAUGGGCAGCUAACUUAGAAUUGGUUCAUAUGUGGGGUUGUGAUAUAGGACCAAUCCCAGAGGGCAUGUCACCUAAUUGUCCAAACUUGUCCACCUUGAUUAUAAAUAGAGUGUCCAUUAGUCAUGUUCCUGAGAGUUUUUUCAAAUAUAUGAAUAGUUUAUCAAUACUAGAUAUAUCCUAUAAUAAAAGGCUAGAAUCAUUGCCAAACUCUGUGAGUGAAUUGAGGUCUCUUAUUACUUUAGUGCUCAAAAGUUGUUAUUCAUUGAAACAUGUUCCACCAUUGGGAGAACUACAAGCAUUGUCAAGAUUGGUCAUUUCAAAAACUUCCAUUGAGGAAGCACCACAAGGAUUGGAAAAACUAAUCAAUUUGAAAUGGCUUGAUCUAUCUAGCAACGAGUGUUUAAAGGAUACAAGGUCUUUUUUAUCCAAUCUGACUAAAAUACAAUACCUCAAUCUCCAACAUACCAAUGCUUUGAUUAAAGUUGAAGAUAUUCAAAGGAUGAAUAUGUUAGAAUGUUUAGGAGGCGGCUUUGACUGCAAAGAUCACAAUCAAUACAUGCAAAAAAAUCUUGACAUGAGUUUUGGGCCCAAAAGCUAUAUUCUCACAUUUGCAAGUGUUUGGGGGGAAGAUGGUGUUAGUUUGAUAAGAUUUGAUUCUGAUGAUCCUGAAACUAAGACUAUGCAAUUUGGAGAUUGUGAUCAUUUCUCCCACAUACUGCCUAAUGACCUUACAUGUCUCUAUAUAGAUGACAAUAAUUGGGUUUGCUUAUGUGCUGCUCUUUCAUAUAACACUGCUUCUUCUUUGAGGCAAAUUGGAACUUAUGAUUGCAACCAAAUGGAGAGCUUGUUUUGUUUAUCAGGUUUUUGUUCCUUUUGCACCAUGAUUCACAACCUUGAAGUUUUGGAUCUUCAAAGACUGGAAAGUUUAACCAUUGUCUGUAAAGAAGUUUUUGGUGUUAGACAAUCUUUGACACAAGGUGGCAUAUUCUCUUGUCUCAAAAAAUUUAAUAUUUAUCAUUGCCAUUUGAUAGAGAAGUUGUUUAGACCACAAUUAGUUCAACAACUUCAAAAUCUGGAGACAAUAGACGUACAGCAUUGUUAUUCAAUGAAAGAGAUAUUUGUAGUGAGCAACAGUGAUGACAAUGACCAAUCCAUCAUUUCACUUCCUAAGUUGACCAGAUUAACCUUGUAUUAUUUACCAGAAUUGAAAAUCGUGUGCAAAGGGAGUAUAUCAUGUGGAUCUUCACCAAAAGUAGACAUCCAUGACUGUCCAAAUUUAGAAAGGUAUCCAACCAUUCAGAGAUGUUGAGAUUCCUGAUUUUUAGUCUGCGUUUUAAUUUUAAUUAAUGUCUGAUCACAUUUUGACGUUGAACUUUGUACAAAAUAUUAGAUUACUUUUUUUGUUUUUAAUAAAUUAUACAAUUUGUAUUCAGUU